AUGGAGAAUCAAGGAACUUGGCCACUGCAUGAAGUUGGUGAAAGAGCUAAAGCUAUGGUUGUAGAGUUUCUAGAAGCGAACAAACAUAUCAGUAACCCAGGCCCAAGAUUGGUAGCACGGUGGUCGCCUCCACCUGAGAGCUGUUAUAAGAUCAAUUUUGACGUAGCUCUGUUUGAUCAUUUGGGCUCUGCGGGCAUUGGGGUGGUUGUUCGAGAUCAUAGAGGAGAAGUUAUGGCAGCCCUUAGUCAGAAAAUUGCUCUCCCUCAGUCAGUUGCAUUGGCAGAAGCUCGGGCAGCCCAUAGAGCAAUCACUUUUGCUCAAGAAAUGUCUUUCUUUCAUAUCCAGGUUGAAGGGGAUUGUCUAGGGGUUAUUCAUGCUUUGCAAUCCCAGGGACAGUGCAAAACCUUGUAUGGACACGUGAUUGAUGAUGCUCGGAGAUUAGGCUAUGCUUUACAUUCUUGUCAGUUUUUUCAUGUUGGAAGGGGAGGAAAUAAGUUAGCUCAUGAAUUAGCUAGAAGAGCAGUUUUAUCUGCAGAUACUGAUGUAUGGGUAGAAGAUCUACCUGAUGAUUUGGACGCUGUGUUCCAAUCUGAUUUUUAUUAA
Molecule: messenger RNA, 603 nt
Organism: Quercus robur (English oak)
Lineage: Eukaryota; Viridiplantae; Streptophyta; Magnoliopsida; Fagales; Fagaceae
Exons: 1
Coding region: 1-603 (200 amino acids)
Molecular function (GO): nucleic acid binding; RNA-DNA hybrid ribonuclease activity
Source: RefSeq, a predicted model, not a curated record